Molecule: messenger RNA, 804 nt
Organism: Penicillium taxi
Lineage: Eukaryota; Fungi; Ascomycota; Eurotiomycetes; Eurotiales; Aspergillaceae
Product: putative urea hydro-lyase/cyanamide hydratase
Exons: 2
Coding region: 1-804 (267 amino acids)
Source: RefSeq, a predicted model, not a curated record
AUGGCAGAAUCAAUAAGAACCUACGGCUUUACAGCCGUUCCAGCCUCAGCUUCUACUCUCCUAAACGCAACAGAGGCAUACCCCCACCCCGCAUCAACUCCAGAACCAAUUCCAGUCUCCGCAACUCCAAUACCCACAACCAAGCUAGCACAACGCAUCAAUACCUACGCUCUUUCUCGACUAUCGGAACCUACGUAUAACCAUUCUUUGAGAGUCUACCACUACGGAAUAGCCAUCAAACGAUUCCGUUUCUCCUCUCCCGAUUGGGACUUUUCUGACGAAACAUAUUUCCUAGCCUGUGUGCUCCAUGACAUUGGUACCACGGACGAGCAUAUUCAUGGAACAAAACUGAGUUUUGAGUUCUUCGGUGGCAUGUUAGCCUUGCAGCUGCUACAGUCCAGCGGGGACUUGAUGGAGUCGGAUUCGUCUAUAAUAGCACCUCGCGAGCAAGCAGAGAGCGUGGCAGAAGCGAUAAUUCGGCAUCAGGAUCUGUGUGAAGUUGGCAAAAUCACCGCUGUCGGACAGCUCCUGCAGCUUGCGACUAUAUUUGUCGGCUUUUAUGAGCAAAACUUUACUCAAAUAAUUCUUUCUAUAGAUAACACUGGCUCCUAUGUCGACCUUGUUCACCCGGACACUAUCCAGGAUGUGUCAACGCAAUAUCCUCGUCUCGGCUGGACCCAAUGUUUUGUCACUACGAUCCGUAAGGAGAAUGAACUGAAGCCUUGGGCGCAUACGACAGCUCUUGGUGAAGAGGAGUUCCCGGCAAAGGUUCUGGGCAAUACUUUGAUGAAGCCAUAUGAGUAG